GGGGUUGGACUUGGCGCCAAUCCUUUCACGGCACAUUCUCCUUUGUUCAAUUGGGAACCUUCGGUCAGGUCGGAUUCCUGAUGAAAUGCUAGAAAUCGCCAGAGCAGAGUAAUGUUGAAGCUCGUACGAUCGAAACCCAGGUUUUGUUUUGCCCUGAAACCUUUGAUUUCCGCGAAAUCUGCUUCGACAUCACCGCUACAAUCCCCAUCUUCAGCUUCAAGUAUUGCUGAUAGCAUACUGAACUGCAAUACAGCAAGAGAAGCGCUCGAGGUCUUCAAUUCAGUUUCAGGGACCGUCAGUUCCAGGACGAAGAGCCCGAAGACCUAUUCAGCUAUAAUUCAUGUGUUAACGUCGGCCAGAAAGUACAGAGAGGCAAGAUGCUUGAUGAAAUGCCUCAUUGAGAACCUCUUGAGAUCAAGAAGCCCUCCAAGGGUCUGUCAGUCCGUGUACAAGGCACUCAGGAAAGUUGAAAGUUCGGGUAAAUUUAGUUCCGAUGUCUUUAGCGUGCUGAUAAUUGCACUUUGUGAGCUGGGUCUUGUUGAUGAAGCCUUGUGGGUGUAUAGAAAGAUUGGGUUUUUGCCCGUUGAACAUGCUUGCAAUGUGCUCUUGGCUGGAUUGGUGAGACUAGAUCAGGUGGAUUCAGUAUGGGAAGUUUAUGAAGGAAUGCUUUCGCUUGGGUUGUGUCCCAAUGUUGCCACUUACAGUAUUAUGAUAAAUGCAUGCUGCCAUCGGGGUGAUAAUACAAAAGCGCAGAAAUUGUUUGAUGAGAUGGUUAGUGCAGGAAUUGAUCCUAAUGUUGUGACUUACACAAUUCUGAUUCAGAAUUUAUGUAGUUCGGGUCAGAUGGAGGAGGCCACUAAGAUGUUCCAAAGAAUGCGGGAAGUGGGUGUCUUCCCUAAUUUGUACACUUACAAUACCCUCAUCGACGGGUACUGCAAAGUGGUUGAUGUUAAACGUGUCAUGUUUAUGUACCAUGAAAUGCUUGGCGAUGGUUUAUCCCCAGAUGUUGUUACAUUCGGUAUUCUGAUAGAUGCCCUCUGUAAAGUCGGAGAAAUGACGGCUUCUAGAAGUUUGUUUGCUUGCAUGGUAAAGUCUGGUGUGACCCCUAACGUGUUUUUAUACAACAGUCUGAUUGAUGGCCACUUUAAGCGAGGGAAUCUACAGGAAGCCAUGGCUUUGCAUUUGGAGAUGGGGAAGUUCAAGAUUUCACCAGAUAUGUUCACUUACAGUAUUCUGAUCAAGGGCCUCUGUGAUGCUGGUAGACUAGAAGAAGCAAUUAGUGCAUUUCAAAGAAUGGAGAAAGAUGGAGUUGUUGCCAGUCUUGUGACAUACAACACCAUGAUCGAUGCUUAUGCUAAAGAAGGAAAGAUGGAGAAAGCAUUAGAGAUUUGCUCAACUAUGACGGAAAAAGGCAUGGAGCCUAAUGCCAUCACCUUUGGAGCACUAAUUGAUGGUUAUUGCAAGAAAAGGAACAUGGAAGCUGCUAUGAGCUUAUUUACAGAAAUGGUGAUCAAAGGAAUUCCACCUGAUGUGGUCACUUACACAGCCCUGAUCAACGGGCAUUGCAAACAGGGAAAUGUAAAAGAAGCCCUCAUGCUUCACAGGCGGAUGCGGGAAUCAGGCCUGACCCCAAAUGUUUUCACACUUAGUUGUUUGAUUGAUGGGCUUAUCAAGGAUGGAAGGACUGGAGACGCGCUCAGACUGUUCUUAGAGGAAAUUAACGCAGACCACGCUGGGCCUGACUCUGGCUCCCAGAACCCUGUUGUCUACACAGCUCUGAUUCAGGGGUUAAGCUUUGAUGGCCGAAUUUUUAAAGCAUCUAAGAUCUUCUCCGAUAUGAGAUCCCGCGGCAUAGUCCCUGAUGCCUUGACCUAUUCUGUAAUAUUACCGGGUCACUCAGAAGUUGCACACAUGAGAGAUGUGAUGAUGUUGCACGCUGAUAUGAUUAAGAUGGGUGUUAUUCCAAACAUAGCCUUGUACAGAGUCUUGGCUCGGGGUUAUCAGGAGAAUAAGUACCAUUAUUCAGCUUUUAUGUGCUCCCAAGAAUUGAAAGCGUUGGAACCUACAUUGUUUCAAUUGGAAGGAUCAUGAGGCUGAAAAAUAAAAUUAAACUGGCUUGGCUAAGGAUUUAUUCUAUGGACUCACACUCCCUGAUCCUGAUCUAUUGCGAAGCAUAUCGAUUGAGUCAUUCUUUUCAUGGGUGCGACUUGAAGAGCUUCUAUGCUAGUAGAGUCAUUCACUUAUUCCAGAAUUUUGAGAAGCUGCAUAUUGACGUCUCGCCUCGCAAUCUCUGAUGGAAGCAGAGAGGGAUUGCACUCGUGCUAGUGAUUAAAUGAUAACUGAUGUUGGUUUGCUGCCUCAAUUUUUUCUGUCGCUUGUACAAGUUUGUAUACUAACUACUGCUACUGCAAUCCUAAUAUAGCCCAAACACAAAUCUGAUUGUGUUACCGAUUGCUCAAUAAUAAGACGCUUGGGAAUGAUUGCCUUGCCUUUA
Punica granatum (pomegranate) is the source of this 2494-nucleotide messenger RNA. Lineage: Eukaryota; Viridiplantae; Streptophyta; Magnoliopsida; Myrtales; Lythraceae. The record is from RefSeq and is a predicted model, not a curated record.